Messenger RNA from Botrytis porri, 396 nucleotides. RefSeq lists its product as uncharacterized. Bases 1 to 396 code for a protein of 131 amino acids. The record is from RefSeq and is a predicted model, not a curated record. Lineage: Eukaryota; Fungi; Ascomycota; Leotiomycetes; Helotiales; Sclerotiniaceae. The transcript has 2 exons.
AUGCCACCAGUGCGAAGAAGAAGGACGCCCCGCGAAAAACUACUUGCCUACAACCAAAAAAAUGCAGAGAAUCCCACCCUAAUCUACAAAGGAGAACGCUGUCCCGACGCGAAAAUAUGCGUCUCAUCGCACGUCAUGUGGAUCCGCGGAGAAAACAAUUUUGCCGAUGCAGUUGUGGUUUCUGGUCCUAAUCUCGCCGGGGAAAGCCAGCGCGAGAGAAUCGUAGUUGCUGAGAACGCGACGAGUCGGUACCAUUGGCACACGUACUUUGUGCGAUAUAUGCAUUAUGGGGAGACGCAAUCGCGUGUUUCGGAUAGGCCGGUGGCGGAGGCGGAUUUGGUUGAGAGGGCGUAUCCUAAUCCGAUUGUGGAUCGGACAGGCUCAACGAACACUUGA